Molecule: messenger RNA, 4131 nt
Organism: Cylicocyclus nassatus
Lineage: Eukaryota; Metazoa; Nematoda; Chromadorea; Rhabditida; Strongylidae
Source: the annotation of a GenBank genome assembly
AUGGCAACUAGCAAUGGUUCAGGCUCUGGCUUUAACUCUGUCAUGGCAUUUAUUCCGGACUAUGCGUCUGAUGCACAGAAGCUUUAUUCAGCAGCAAAGGCCGGUAUGAGUUCAUCGUCUCAUGGCUCUUCUGCGCUUAGCCGAUUGCUGCUGGCACAGGCCCUUCGUGGAAGUAAGCUGACAGAUAAAGAGAAGACUGCUAUUGCUAAAAAUAUGUCUAUUCAGGGAAUAGCGCAAGAUAUUCAGGCAAUGCCCGAAUAUAAACAAAUGAUGGAAAUUGCCGGUAAUUCGCAAUAUCCUAUUGAGUAUAGAAUAAGAGCAUUUGAUAAAUUUAAGAACGACCUUGAUAUUAAACUCACGGAAGAAUACAAAGCAAAGUAUCCGAAUAUAGACGUUGAGGAUGUUACGUCUGAAAUACUCGGUUCAUUUGUUACGGAGCUGAAUAGAGAGAAAACUGCUGUUAUAAAUGACAAGACGGUUAGUAACGCAGCGUCGCGAGCGAUUGGUGAUAUUUUAUCCGGUAUGAAAUCAGGCGGUCGGAGUCUGUGGCAUAACUGGGUUACUAAUGAUAGUGAUGCCUUGAUGGCGAUUGAGAAAGAGAAGGCUAUUGAGCAAGCACGGAGAAUGGAAGAACGCCCCUAUGAGCUCGACCAGCUCAAGCGGAUGCAAAUGCUUAAUGAGGGAAUGCUCGACCGCACGUCCGGUGAAACGGGAUCGGCUAUCUAUAAUGCUGUCAACUCCGGUAUGGUAGCACUCCCCCCGAUUGCGGCUUCGCUUGGUGCGUCUGCGGUUACCGGUGGAGCAGCAAUUCCGGGUAUCAUUGCUGGCGCAGUUACCGGCGGACUUGAAAUGGGUCUUCCGGCUGUAUCCAAUCUCAAUUCAGCAAUUUAUAAUGACCCCAAUUUAACGGACGCACAGAAGGCUGAACGGUUAAAUGAAAACAUUCCGGCCGGGCUUGUACUCGCAGGUAACACUGCGGCCGGUGCAUUUAUGCCUACAAGAAUUGUGGGACAGGGUCUCGGAAGGCUUGCGCUUGGAGCAGGGUUUAAGCCCACAAGUAAAUUCGCUGGUGCAUUAUUAGGCCAGAGUGCAGAAAGAAGUAUCCCGGCAUUUGCAGCCGACUAUGUAAACAACGUCGUUACUAAUGGUGCAUUGAUGACCGGAACUACUUUGCUCAACAAUGCUACUGCAAAUGUAAUGACUGACCGUCCGUGGCAUGAGAAUAUUGGUAAUGGCGUGGAAGAAGCAUGGGGUACUGCGGCUUUAAUGGGUGGUCCUUUUGCUGCUAUGCACACGCUUGGCAGACCUAAACCACAGAAUGCACAAAAUACUGGUGGCCAAGGUAAUGGUGGUCCGGGUACCGGUGGUCAAAGCUCCGGCGGUCAGCAAUCGUGGGCGCAAUAUGUUGCACCCGGACAUGCUAAACCGAAACUGAACCAUGUUACCAAUGACUUUAAUGGGUUCUUAUUAACGCCCGAUAACAAUGGCAGCUAUGUACUCGAAAGGAAGACACCGGACGGACACGUCGAACAGAUACGGCUUGUUGAGAAGCCCGGUAGUAAUAAGCCCUAUGUUGUUGAGCAACGUUUUGUUGACGGCGCAUUGGAUGGGUGGAGACUCGUUGAUGGUACUAUGUCAGAUAUUCUUUCCGACAUGGGCUUCCAUCAGCAGAUGAGUUCGCAAAAUAUUGUUAACCAGCCAGACCCGAAUAGUUUAUCAGGCGGGGCAGGUAACUCAUCUGUUGUCGGGACAGGGGGCUCCAAGAUUAACUAUGUGCAGCCACCUACUACUCCGACUCUAAAUGACAUUCCAAAGAGUGACUUACAGAAUUGGAUUAGCACCAAUGUUGGUACCGUAGUAGCGGUACAUCCGCAGAACCCGAAAGUCUUUGCAGUAAAUCCUGCUACUGGCGGGGACCCAAUCUUUGUCAGCAUUGCCAGAAGCGACAAGAAGAGCCCGUGGACAUUAUACAAAUUAGACGACCCCAAUAACCCCACACAAGCCGAAGCUAUUCUGACGGGCAUUGGUAACUCCGGUGAAUUUUCUAUUAUCAAUAGGGCACUCGGUGGUAACCGUAAGGAAAUUAGGGGGAAGGAUAAGUGGGAUAGCGUUGUUAAUCCGGGGCAGCCCCAAUCACAGCCCCAAUCACAGCCUCAAUCCCAACAGCCAAAACCCGCAAUAGCUGAAAUACCCCAGCCCGAAGGGUCAGUAGCCCGAUUACUUGUGGACGGCAGUAUUGAGAUAGUGUAUCCGAAUGGAGCAUCACUGUCCUAUGGUGGUCGCCACGACAUUGGGUCGUUCAAUGCUUUGUUCGGUUCACACUUGAAUAACAAACAAAAUGCACAGGGAACAAGUAAUUUGCAAGGAAGCUUCUAUGACUUUUUCCGUGGAUACCAAUGGGUAGAUAAGUACACUAUGUUGGACUCCAAUGGAAACCAGAUUCGGUUCUUCGCAGACCGUAAUAGUGGUGAAGUCAUAAUGGAGUUUACAGACGAUACGGGACGUGUAUCAAGACUUGGUACCGGUACAACCGACCUAGACGCAUAUGUAAACGACCUAGCGUCGCAGUUGCAUAGUUUCUUCGGUACACAAGCCCCACAAGAAAACCAAACAACCCCCAUCGUUCAGCAGACCGCGGAACAAACAACUCCACCGGUUCGUCAACUCACGUUUGACGAGUCCUCUCCUGUCCCGACUGCCGUGGAUGCCAAUAAACUUACACGAGUACUCUGCGUUGAUACCACUGCUUUGAGAAUGGCUAUAAAUUCUGAUGGGCAAGAGUUCGGAAUAGGUGUUAUUAGCCACGAGGGCUCUUACAAUUUAUAUAAGCUGGAUAAUGCUGAUAAUCCUACAACUGCGACAUUGUUAUUGAAGGGCGGGUCUAAAGACGGUGAUAGGCUUAUCCGUUCGGCCGUCAGUAAAAGUAUGUCUGACUAUAACAAUCCAAAAAGUAAGCAUAGGUUUUGGUAUGACCAAUGGAAGACCCCGUCAGGGCAAACCAAGAACACGGAACAACCGGCUGCUACCGGUAGAGGAAAUCCGAGAGAUGGGUCGCUUGCACAGCGUCUUCCCAAGGACCAAACAUUAGUUGAAGACCCAAGUAAAUACACACGUGUACCCGGAACGGACGACUAUACCUUUGGUACAGAGACUGUUCGUAUAAGCUCUGAACUUGUGCGAGAAGACCCGUCGUUACCUGUGCUUACAAAUCAAGUCACGGCAACCCUUUUCAGAGAUGGAAAAGAGGUUGCACGGCAAAGGAUAGACCGAAAUGGAACAAGCACUCAAAGAAAUAAUCCGGGCGAUAAUUCAGUGGAAGCCAAUACCGGUAGAAGCCCAGAGACAGAUACCCCCAAGAACCCUGAAAGUACUGCUGGAGAUAGUCCAGUUGAUGAAAGCCAACGGAAUGGCGGGGCCACACUUUCGGGCUUCGGACAGAAUGAAAGCCCUCAAGUAUUUCCUACAGCAACGGGGGAUAUUACCGCAGUCACAGGGGAACUUAACAGACAAGGUGGUGAACAACCUCCCCGAACCGAUGAAAACGCAAGUCCUGUCACAAGAGAGCCAGCUAGUGAAACAGGCAGAGAACCAAGCGACAUUGGGAAUGACACAAAUGGCGGCGAAGUCACGGGGGAAACUGGGAAUGUAACAACGCCUGAUGUGUUUGAUUCUUUCGCCGAUGUUCAGCGUGUAGAACUAAAGGGCGGCGGGUUCAGCCAAGUAAAGGCGAUUGCCGUUGACGCUGAAGGUAACAGAACAACACUUAACAUAAGAAAGACCAAGGGUACGCAAUUCGGAAUAUUCCAGACGGGGAAGAAGGAACCGCUUGCGGAAUUUGCAAGUAAAGACGAGGCAAUGGAGGCACUGGAAAAGGCCGCAACAUUAAAAAAAUCCCAGCGUGAGGCUAACGCAGGGUCAGAAAUAACCGGAACCACAGGACAAGAAGAAGUAGUUGAAGACAGUAAUUCCUCAUACCGUCGUGUACUCGACCCGAAACGGAACAGCGACCCCUAUUCAGACUCUGAACAGACAGACGUUGAGUUACGGUAUCGUAGUGAGCUCGACGCAAUCGAUAAAAUUUUAGACGAUAACAAUGGCGACAUUGUAACUCGUGAGGGACCCCGAGGCUAA